Diaporthe amygdali is the source of this 2220-nucleotide messenger RNA. RefSeq lists its product as uncharacterized. The record is from RefSeq and is a predicted model, not a curated record. NCBI's taxonomy places the organism in Eukaryota, Fungi, Ascomycota, Sordariomycetes, Diaporthales, Diaporthaceae. Gene Ontology annotation, molecular function: exonuclease activity; nucleic acid binding. Gene Ontology annotation, cellular component: nucleus. The transcript has a single exon. Bases 1 to 2220 code for a protein of 739 amino acids.
AUGGAUGAGGUCAGGGCUAAUGGCUCCGCGGGCGAGUCGUCUGCUGCUGCUGGUGGACUCCAGGACACUGCCUCUGCCUCUGCCUCAUCACACAGCGAAUCCAGCGCUGGGGUGAAACGGUCAAGGGCUGAUGAUGGACAACAAGAUGAGGUUGGCGAUGAUGGCUGGCACACUGUCGAACGUCGCCCCACCAAGAAAUCUAAAAAGACACCCAAGCCAGAAGGGACCAACUAUCCAUCCAUUACUUUUUCAAAUCAAGCGAGGCUCCAGUCCAAGGUCAACAUCAACCAGUUGAGGGACCUUGUCUUGUAUAUCAUGGCUGACGGCACAGCUCCUCAAUGGGUUUCGGUCAAGCACAGGCCACAGUUCAGAAAGAUUGUCACUGUACUUGUACCUGGGCUGGAGGAGGCUAUGUUCAAGCAGAACGUGGACUUCUCCAUCUACAACACCAAAACGCCCGCCCAAGCGGUCGAGCGGCUGGUGACAUCACCUGAUGACUAUUACCCCCGUCCUCUUUCAGGAGAUAAGCUGCCAGAAGCUCUCAAGCCAUUUGCUGCCAUGUUUCCCCACCUUUGGCCGGUGAGAGCCACUGGCGACGACAAGCAGGGCCGCUUGCAUUCUCCCAUUGUCACCUUUCUUACAGCGCCUGCUCCAAAGAGUGCUGAGGACAAGGGGAAGAAGGGCCCUAAGCCAGUCAGAGAUCCACAGGGCUGGCAGAACGUGAGGACUCGCAUCACAGAAUUCAUCUUAACGCCAGAGCAAUACGUCGAAAAUGGAUUCUCUGUCCACCCAUGCCUCCUGCCAGACCAGAAACGCGAAGCCUUCACAGACCCGGAAGGCUGGACUCAUACUCAAGUGGACAAGUUUGAGGAUGGCGAUGUGCCUGAAAAUGAAGUGCAGCAGGGCAGCGUCACUGCGGGGCGCGAGGUCUUGGCCAUAGACUGCGAGAUGUGUAUGACCGGAGAGAAGGAAUUCUCCCUCACACGGAUCAGUGUUGUCAACUGGGACGGCACAGUGGUCCUCGACGAGCUUGUCAAGCCAGACAAGCCUAUCAUAGACUACGUUACGAGGUUCUCAGGCAUCACUAAAGAAAUGAUCGACCCGGUGACGACAACCCUAGCUGAUAUACAACGACGCCUGGUCGAUCUGAUCACCCCACGGACGAUUCUUGUCGGUCAUUCUCUCGACUCAGACAUGAAAGCCCUCAAGAUGACACAUCCCUUUAUCGUCGACACCUCAGUCAUCUUCCCCCACCCCAAGGGCCAGCCGUUCAAGCACUCUUUGAAGUGGCUCGCUCAAAAGUACCUCAACCGUGAGGUGCAAAAGGGUGACAAUACCAGCAGUGGCCACGACAGUAUCGAAGAUGCUAGAACGUGCCUGGAUCUGGUAAAGAAGAAGUGUGAGAAAGGCAAAGCUUGGGCCGCAGGUGAGGCAUCAGGCGAGAACCUCUUCAAGCGCCUGGCCCGCUCUGGUGUCAGCUACAAAGCUCAAGGGGGACAGAAUGCUGUAGGGGGCGCUCCGACGGGCAAGUCCACCGCGGCCGUCGAUUGGGGUGAUGCCAAGCGCAGUGUUGCAAAUCUAGCGGAUAUUGUGUUGGACGGCUGCAACAGUGAUGCGGACGUGGAGCAGGGAAUACUCCGCGCAGUGAAAGGAGAUCCAGAUGGCGCGGUGGUCAAGGGAGGAGGUGUGGACUUCGUCUGGGCGAGGAUGCGCGAGCUCGAGGCUCUCCAGGGCUGGUGGAACCGCGCCAAAACGGAUGCCGACGACGCCGCGGGGCCACCCAAAGAACUUGAAGAAGCGCACGCAGCCUCAAAGAACAACCCAUUCGCAACCAAGCCCGGCACAGACUCACAAGACUCCGUAUUCGCCAACGCCGUCCUCGACAUGAAUAGCCUAGCAGCGCCGGAAAGUGAGCCAGAGGCCAACAAGCCGCGUGAGAAGCCGGUUCUCGAAACCUGCCUCAACAGCCUUGCAGCGAGGCUGAAGCGCAUCCACGACGCACUCCCGCCGUGCACCGCCUUCAUCGUGCUCAGCGGCAGCGGUGACCCGCGCGAGAUGAGCCGGUUGCAGGCCAUGCACGCCCAGUGGAAGCGGGAGUACAACACGCCGGGCUCCAAGUGGGACCAGCUCAGUGUCAAGUGGACGGACCGCGAGGAGCAGGCCCUCAAGAAGGCGGCGCAGAAGGCGAGGAAUGGCAUCGCGUUCAUUGGCGUGAAAUGA